This is a messenger RNA of Ramularia collo-cygni, 1092 nucleotides long. Its product is annotated as related to dephospho-CoA kinase. Bases 1 to 1092 code for a protein of 363 amino acids. Gene Ontology annotation, biological process: coenzyme A biosynthetic process. The record is from RefSeq and is a predicted model, not a curated record. Gene Ontology annotation, molecular function: dephospho-CoA kinase activity; ATP binding. The transcript has a single exon. Lineage: Eukaryota; Fungi; Ascomycota; Dothideomycetes; Mycosphaerellales; Mycosphaerellaceae.
AUGGCACAGUGGAGUGGGGCUCGGUCGUGGAGUAUAGCUUGUGGGCCGGUGAGAGGUUGGUUUGAGUGGGUGCCACGCUCAAGUGAAACUACCUUGUGGCUUCUGUCGUCUCAUUCCUCGUGGUUUGAGAAAUUGAUCGGCAGCUUCGACCGACGUCAUCCCGCGAGCUGGGUGCAACCUCGGGGGAAGUUGUUGAGCUCCAUCGUCAACACCCUGUCCAUCGCUCUUACAUCAACACAGCAUCUGGACACGCAGACAAGCUCUUCCAGAAUGCUUCUUCUUGGACUCACAGGCAGCAUUGCCACAGGUAAAUCGACCGUGUCUCAGAUCCUCUCAUCACCGCCUUAUAACCUACCAAUCGUCGAUGCCGACAAAGUUGCUCGUUUGGUUGUAGAGCCCGGCACUUCGGGCUAUCAGCAGAUUGUAAACACCUUUGGUCCAUCGACGCCAGAUCUGCUGCUUCCACCGACGCCUGAAAAUGGGGGAGAGAAUGGACACAGUGGCAAGGGCAGAGCACUCAAUCGCCCUGCUCUAGGUAGACGAGUAUUUGGCGAGGGCGCAGAUGAGGACCGGCAGGCGCUGAACAAGAUURUGCAUCCUGCAAUCAGAAAGGAAAUGUACAGGCAGAUGCUUUCUGCGUAUCUAAGAGGCAAUUGGGCGGUAGUUCUGGACGUGCCGCUGCUCUUCGAGUCUGGAUGGGAGCCUUUGUGUGGCACGAUUCUGGUCGUUGCGGUCAAAGAUGCGAAGAUACAGAUGGAGCGACUACGAGCCCGGGAUGAGCAUUUGACCGAGGAGGAUGCGAAGAACCGCGUAGCGGCGCAAUGGGAUGUCAGAGACAAGGCUGAACGAUGUCUCAGACGUGGCAACAAAGCGGGCGUAGUCGUGUGGAAUGAUGGCGGGAAAGAUGAUCUCAAGAGACAAAUAGAUCAGGUCAUGGCGCAGAUCAAGACAGGGAGCCCGCAGUGGUGGGGGUGGUUGCUCCUCCUGUGUCCACCUCUUGCAGUGAUGAGUGGGAGCUGGAGCUACGUUCGUAGCUGGUGGAUCAAGCGGCAGUGGGAGCAGGAGAAGCGGCUCGAGAAGGCGAAGCUGUGA